AUGCCUAUUGUCUACGUGCCCGUGCUGAAGAGAAGCCAAGUAUGCGUCUUUGAGGAGUCGCUUCCAUCACCGCUCUAUGGCAGAGUGUCAGAGGACGAGUGGAGCCGAAUAAUGAAGUAUCUAAACACCGCCCUGCUCCGAAGAAGGGACAGGCUUGUCUUUAGAAUUCUCGCACCCUUUUUAAUAGGCAACAUUAUGAGAACAUUUGCCCAGCGGUAUGUCGACAGACAGGUGGAAAAGUACCUGGAAAAGAAGAACCUUAUUCUAAGCCAUCGAGGCGUGCACAUCCACCACCCAAAGGAGAGGCUCUACUCUGGAAUGGACGUCUCCAUAUGCAUAGGCGUUGUGUUUCCUAUUAAUAAUGCGUAA
Molecule: messenger RNA, 369 nt
Organism: Nematocida major
Lineage: Eukaryota; Fungi; Microsporidia
Exons: 1
Coding region: 1-369 (122 amino acids)
Source: RefSeq, a predicted model, not a curated record